Messenger RNA from Callorhinus ursinus (northern fur seal), 1209 nucleotides. RefSeq names its product tripartite motif containing 63 (gene TRIM63). Gene Ontology annotation, molecular function: zinc ion binding. The record is from RefSeq and is a predicted model, not a curated record. Lineage: Eukaryota; Metazoa; Chordata; Mammalia; Carnivora; Otariidae. Gene Ontology annotation, cellular component: cytoplasm. Gene Ontology annotation, biological process: regulation of microtubule cytoskeleton organization.
AAGAGGCUCGGGGUGGGUGUUUUGUGACAAAGGCAAGAACCCAGGUCUACGUAGAGCGAGGCAGGUGAAGGAGGCAGCCAGGUGAACCCCCACACCUCCUGGCAGUAUGGAUUAUAAAUCAAGCCUGAUCCCGGAUGGGAACCCCAUGGAGAACCUGGAGAAGCAGCUGCUCUGUCCUAUCUGCCUGGAGGUGUUUACCAAGCCGGUGGUCAUCUUGCCUUGUCAGCACAACCUCUGCCGGAAGUGCGCCAGUGACAUCUUCCAGGCCGCAAAUCCUUUCUGGACCAACCGGGUUGGCUCCGUGUCCAUGUCUGGAGGCCGUUUCCGCUGCCCCUCCUGCCGUCACGAGGUGAUCAUGGAUCGUCAUGGAGUGUACGGCCUGCAGAGGAAUCUGUUGGUGGAGAACAUCAUUGAUAUCUACAAGCAGGAGUGCUCCAGUCGGCCCCUGCAGAAGGGCAGCCACCCCAUGUGCAAGGAGCACGAAGACGAGAAAAUCAACAUCUACUGCCUCACGUGUGAGAUGCCCACGUGCUCCAUGUGCAAGGUGUUUGGGGCUCACCAGGCCUGUGAGGUGGCCCCGCUGCAGAGCGUCUUCCAGGGACAGAAGACUGAGCUAAGUAACUGUAUCUCCAUGCUGGUGGCGGGGAACGACCGUGUGCAGACCAUCAUCACUCAGCUGGAGGACUCCUGUCGAGUGACCAAGGAGAACAGUCACCAGGUGAAGGAAGAGCUGAGCCAGAAGUUUGAUGUACUGUAUGCCAUUUUGGAUGAGAAGAAGAGUGAGCUGCUGCAGCGGAUCACGCGAGAGCAGGAGGAGAAGCUCAGCUUCAUCGAGGCCCUCAUCCAGCAGUACCAGGAACAGCUGGACAAGUCCACUAAGCUGGUGGAGACGGCCAUCCAGUCCCUGGACGAGCCUGGCGGGGCCAUCUUCCUCAUGAGUGCUAAGCAACUCAUCAAAAGCAUUGUGGAAGCUUCCAAGGGUUGCCAGCUGGGGAAGACAGAACAGGGCUUUGAAAAUAUGGACUACUUCACUUUGGACUUAGAGCACAUAGCAGACGCCCUGAAGGCCAUCGACUUUGGGACAGAUGAGGAAGAGGAAGAGUUCAUUGAAGAAGAAGAAGAUCAGGAAGAGUCCACAGAGAGAAAGGAAGAAGGACACCAGUAAGGAGCUGGAUGAGGGAGAGACCUUCUGGAUGCAAAGAGACUGGG